GAGAAACAACGCUUGUGUUAGAACCGAUCAUUGAGAACCUCAUUAGAAGAAUGGAACUCAACCGAGAACAUUUUAGCGCCAUAAUUUAUUACAACUUUCAGAGACAAUUAUCGCAACAAGAAUGCCUUGCUGAGUUACUGUCUGUUUUCGGCAACGAAGCGCCACAUCAGUCGACAAUUUCCCGUUGGUAUGAAGAAUUCAAACGUGGACGGGUGGGUCUUAGCGACGAUCCCAGGGUGGUCACCCAGGAAAACGUCGAUGCUGUGUGCAAACUCAUGAUUGAAGAUAGACAUGUGACAUAUCGCGAGAUUGAGGCAAAAUCAGUUUCUCGUUGGAUACCCCACCUGUUGACUGAAGAGCAGAAAGCUGCCAGGGUUAAUUGGUGUCAAAACACGCUUGACCGUUUCAAUUCCGGAAACUCAAAAAAUGUGUACAGCAUUGUUAGUGGUGAUGAAUCGUGGAUUUACUGUUAUGAACCAGAAAAUAAACGACAGUCGGCUGUUUGGUCAUGUUCUGGAAGUGUUUCGAAAAAUAUUGUCGCGACCUUUGUGUCAAAAGCGGGUCAUAUUGCAACAAUUCCUCUUAAUGAGCAAAGAACUGUUACUGCGGAUUGGUAUACCACCAUUUGUUUGCCAAAAGUCAUCACCGAGCUCCGGAAAAUCAACCUCGAAAGAAGAAUCAUCCUCCACCAAGAGAAGCUGGCACACAUCCCAAAAAACAAGGCAGUAUUUAACGAAAGAAAACAAAAAGCAGUUGACGCAUUCCAAAAUGCCCUUUUCUAUCUGCCAGCAAACGAGUGGAAUAAGUGCUUCGAAAAUUGGUUCGAGCGCAUGCAGAUGUGUGGAGAUCUUCGUGCAGAAUACUUCGAAAAACAAUAA
Messenger RNA from Acanthoscelides obtectus, 878 nucleotides. NCBI's taxonomy places the organism in Eukaryota, Metazoa, Arthropoda, Insecta, Coleoptera, Chrysomelidae. The record is from the annotation of a GenBank genome assembly.